This is a messenger RNA of Anguilla anguilla (European eel), 6208 nucleotides long. RefSeq names its product fms related receptor tyrosine kinase 1 (gene flt1). The record is from RefSeq and is a predicted model, not a curated record. The transcript has 30 exons. The coding region runs from base 221 to 4168 and encodes 1315 amino acids. Gene Ontology annotation, biological process: protein phosphorylation; positive regulation of kinase activity; multicellular organism development. Lineage: Eukaryota; Metazoa; Chordata; Actinopteri; Anguilliformes; Anguillidae. Gene Ontology annotation, cellular component: signaling receptor complex; plasma membrane. Gene Ontology annotation, molecular function: ATP binding; vascular endothelial growth factor receptor activity.
GUUACACUGGUGCUAAGUUGUUUUACCCCGCAGCUCGGCCCCUACCAACAUCGCUACUCUGGAAUUUAUUCUAGUCAUUCCUGUUUUACGUUUGAUGUCUUAACCUAAGGAUGACAAAGUUUUAACUACAUAGAGGCUCUGGAGAAUUUGUCCCAGCUUUAAUAAAGGAAUUGCUUUUUUCUUAGACAUCUCUGGCAUACGGAACGUCUCCACUUUGGUCAUGAUCUAUUUCGUCUUAUUUUUUCUCUGUGUAUGGCGAAGUUCGCUAGGCAAGGACCAUCAUACCAAAGGCAGACUGAGUUCACCAGUGCUGGAUGUGGAGGGAAAGGAGCUGGUGAUGGAGGCAAACCAUACGCUGCAACUUCACUGCAGGGGACGAUGGGAGCUCUCAUGGGCAUUUCCUGUGGGCCUGGCAAAGGAGCAAUCUAGCAUGGUGGUGGUGCAGUCACGCUGUGGGAAACAGGAACAUCUGUACUGCAGUCGACUCACGCUGACCUCCGCCCAGCCCCAACACACUGGGUCCUUCCGCUGCAGGUAUCGACAUAAGAACAGGAAGCAGACAUCGCUCUACGUCUACAUCAAAGGCAGUCAGCAGCCAUUUGUGGAGGUGCAGACAGAGAUCCCUGAUGUAGUAUACAUGAAAGAGGGGGAACCCCUUGUGUUCCCCUGCAGGGUCACGGCUCCACACAUACCUGUGUCUCUAGUCAAGUUUCCUGAACAGAAGCUGAUUCCAGACCAGAAGAAUAUAAUUUGGAACAGUAAACAGGGUUUCAUCAUCCCAAACCCUACAUACCACUACAUUGGCCUCUUCUCCUGUGAGAGUAGACUCAAUGGGGUUUUGUACAGUUUGAAAUAUCUGACCCACAGACCAGUCAAUAAGAUUCUGGAUGUGUACUUGAAUAGCACAGGCCCUGUUCGUCUGCUACGGGGCGAGAGCCUUGCACUAGGCUGUACUGCCACAGCAGAGUGGAACUCCAGAGUGUCCAUAAGCUGGACCUAUCCAGGGCAGGCUAACAGCUCAGCCUCCAUCAGCCGCCGUAUUGCUAAGGGGAGCUCCAGUGUGAUGUUCCACAGCGUUCUGUCUAUUGGACAGUUGAGCCGAUCUGACCGUGGUACCUACACCUGUCAUGUCAGGAGUGGCCCCACCUUACGUGAAACCAACACCUCUGUCAUUGUCUAUGACCGCCCCUUCAUUCGGCUAAAGCACAGACAUGGCCCCUUGGUUGAUGCACUAGCUGGGCAGAAAUUCUACCGGCUAUCCCCUAAACUCCGCGCUUUUCCCAUACCAGAGAUAAUUUGGCUGAAGGAUGGACUGGUGGCUGCAGAGAGCUGCUCUCGUUAUCAUGUGGAAGGCAGUUCACUCCUCAUCCGUGACGUGGCAGAAGAGGAUGCUGGAGUCUACACUGUGCUGGUGGGAAUCCAGCAGUAUGGGCUGUACAGGAACCUCACUCUUUCACUUGUGGUGAAUGUAAAGCCCCAGAUUGGGGAGAAGGCGGUGUCCCUGCAGGAUCCAGGGACAUACCGCCAUGGGAGCAGACAGACCCUGCUCUGCACGUCCCAGGGGUUUCCUCCACCCCAAAUACACUGGCUUUGGCACCCGUGUCCAGAGAAAGGCCCGUGUGAACUGCCGUCCAACACAAAGAGACAUCCCGUUAUCAUGAAAACCAAUGUCACGUCUAGAGAGAACGCCAUCCUGAGCAUCAGUCAGAGGCAGGAAGUCCUAGAGGGGAAGAAGAAGACAGUGGGGGUUCUUAUGGUGGCUCAGGCUGCUGUAUCUGGAGUGUAUCGUUGCAUCGCUUCCAACCAUGUAGGAAAAGACAAGCGAGACAUCUACUUCUAUGUCACAGAUGUGCCCAAUGGCUUCAGCAUUGAUCUGGAAGAAGAGCCAAGGGAGGGCAAUGAUGGUCACUUGGCAUGUACUGCCAAUAAGUUCCUGUACACUGCACUCUCUUGGAAACGGGCGAUGCCCACACACACAGUCAUGCCAGCCAGACCCACCCCAGACAUCAUACCCAUUCUCAUGGCCACUUCCACAGCACCUGCCCAGGACAUUGCUGCUAAGCCCACAAGACCUGCCCUGGUCACGAAGCUGUGGAUGGGGGAAUUUUCACACACUCUUUACCUGACAUUGCCAAACCUGACCGAGCAAGACUCUGGCACCUACAUCUGCAUUGCCCAGCACUUGCUCUCUGGGGAGGAGUUACACUUGGAGACGCAGUUGAAGGUUAUUGCCCUGGAGGCCCCUGUGCUGCUGCAGAAUCUCAGUGACUGCAAUGUUAAUGUCAGCAGUUCCAUCACCCUGUCCUGCCCCGCCUUUGGAGUGCCACGACCACAGAUCACAUGGUACAAGGACCAACGCAGGCUGCAUCAGGGCUCUGGUAUCAUGUUGGCUCCAGGAGGUGGAACCCUGCACAUUGAGCGAAUUACAGCAGAGGAUGAAGGGAUGUAUACCUGUGAGGCCACUAAUGAGAGAGGAUCUGUGGAGAGCUCUGCCUACAUCUGGGUUGACGAUUCUGCUACUUCAUAUCUGGAGAUACCCACACUUACCUGUACUUGUGUGGUUGCCACUCUCUUCUGGCUGCUGCUUACACUUUUCAUACGGAAACUCAAACAGCCAAGUUCCCCAGGUGUCAAACCAGACUACCUGUCAAUCAUUCUUGCGCCAGUGGAGGGGCCAUUGGAUGAGCAGUGUGAGAGCUUGCCUUAUGACCCUGGUCAAUGGGAAUUCCCUCGAGAUCGCCUCAAACUGGAAAAGCCUCUGGGACAUGGUGCCUUUGGGAAGGUCAUGCAGGCAUCAGCCUUUGGUAUCAGUAACUCCAGCAGCUGUAGGACUGUGGCUGUGAAAAUGCUGAAAGAUGGAGCCACGCCCAGUGAGCAUAAGGCUCUGAUGACUGAGUUGAAGAUCCUGAUCCACAUUGGGCACCAUCUCAAUGUGGUCAAUCUGCUUGGAGCUUGUACCAAACCAGGAGGGCCACUGAUGGUGAUAGUAGAGUACUGUCACUAUGGUAAUCUGUCCACCUACCUGAAGACCAAGAGGAAUGUGUUCCUGCACAAGCAGAACCAUGUUGGGGAGAGUGGGGAGAAGAAGAGGCUGGCCAGUGUGUCCAGUAGCCAGAGCAGCAUCAGCUCUGGUUUUAAUGAUGAGCGAGAAAACACAGAGGAAGAGAAAGGCUCCCUCUCAGAAUCUGGCACCUGUCUGCAUCUGGAAGACCUGAUUUCCUACAGCUUUCAGGUGGCCCGGGGGAUGGAGUUCCUGUCUUCCCGCAAGUGUAUUCACCGGGACCUGGCUGCCAGAAACAUCCUUCUUUCUGAGAACAGCGUGGUGAAGAUUUGUGACUUUGGUCUGGCACGUGAAGUCUACAAAGACCCUGACUACAUCAGGAAGGGAGAUGCCAGGUUGCCACUGAAAUGGAUGGCCCCAGAGUCCAUCUUCGACAAGGUUUUCACCACCCAAAGUGAUGUGUGGUCCUUUGGUGUGCUUCUGUGGGAGAUAUUCUCCCUGGGGGCAUCUCCAUAUCCUGGUCUCCAUAUCGAUGAAGAGUUCUGCCACAGACUCAGGGGGGGCACCCGAAUGCGUGCCCCUGAAUACAGCACCCCAGAAAUUUACAGCAUUAUGCUGUCAUGCUGGAAGACAAACCCCAUAGAGCGCCCCACAUUCACAGCACUAGUGGAGACCCUGGGAGACCUACUUCAGCAACGUGUGCAGCAGGAUGGGAAAGACUAUAUCCCCCUUAACUCCUCCCUGGCCAUGGAUGGCACUGCACUGACAGAGGUCAACAGCAUGCAGCUUGACAUGAACUGCAACAGCAUGGGAAGUCUAAGAUUUAGCAGCCAGUCCUCAGCUAGCCUGAUCACAUUUGAGGAGCCACCAUACACAGAUCCUCUACAUGGAGAUUACCAGACAGACAGUGGGAUGGUUCUUCUUUCAGAGGAGUUACAGUCUAUGAAGUGGAGUGACAGGAGUAUGGAAGUGCAUUCAAACAGGUUCCUCGGGGGCAGUCGGAGCAGGGAGAAUCUCCCAUCUGCAGUUGUCCGGCCCUGUAUAUACAGCCCCACUAUUGGCCAUGAGGAAGAGCGGCUUUCUGUGUUUACUUGUGAUUGCAAUUCUCAGGUGUGCUGCACUCCACCUCCAGGCUACAGUUCUGCCUUACUCUGCCCUUCUGUAUAACAUCAGCCUACACAGCACACAAGACCCACAUGAUUUGCAUAACACUGAAAACCCACACCACCUACAUACACUAUAAGGCCAACAGUAGGGAGACACGUGACAUCCUACAUCUCAUCCAGAAUUAUGGGCAUUAAUACAGAGUUGGUCCACCCUUUGCUGCUAUAACAACCUCCACUCUUCUUUGAAGGUUUAGGCCUAAUACUAGAUUUUGGAGCAUUGCUUGCUUCCAUUCAGCCAGAAGAGCAUUAGUGAGGUCAGGCACGAAUCAUCAGAUCAGUCGGCAUUCCAAUUGAUCCCUAAGGCGUUGAAUUUGGUUGAGGUAGUGCUCUGUACAGGCCAGUCAAGUUCUUCCACAACAUUCUCGACAAAAUCAAAUCUAUAUGGAGCUCACUGUGUGCCUGGGGGCAUUGUCAUGCUGAAACAGGAAAGGGCCUUCCCCAAACUGUUGGGCAAGCACUGAAUAGUAUAGAAUGUGAUUGUAUGCUGUGGCAUUAAGAUUUUCCUUCACUGGAACUAAGGGGCCUAGCUGAAACCAUGAAAAACAGUCCCAGACCAAGGGGUGUCCAAAUACUUUUGGUCAUAUAGUGUACCACCACCUGACAUGCCCCCAUCACCUGUCCAAAACCAUCUGACCCACUCCAGACCAGGCACCUCCUCAGCCAUAAACACAGACUCCCCACACCUCCUCAACCAUAGACACAUUCCACCCAUACCUCCUCAGAUGUCUCACACUACCUCAGCCAUAAACACAGACUCCCCACACCUCCUCAACCAUAAACACACUCCCUGCACUUCCUCCACAAUAAAAACACAGGUGCUGCACAUCUCCUACACAGUAAAACACACAUUCCCAAUAACUAAUUCACCGCAAAACCCUGAUGCCCCACACCUACUCAGUAAAACACAGGCCCCACACCCCCAACACAGCAAACACCAUUCAGAAAAUGGGCUGAUGUGCAUAGCACUUGGAGCCUGUGUUCUCCCCAAGGAAAACAGUGUGCAGCUUCGCCAGAGCAGCUGAAAGGAAUUACCAACAACAAUGUGUACCACCUGCUGUGUUACUAUCUGCUGCUUAAUACAACAGUAUUAAUGUUAUUAUUAAAUAAUGUAUUGGUACUAAUCAUUAUCUUUGUAACAGUAUAGCAAUAUUAUAACAAAAAGAGCAAUAUGUUCUUACUGUAAACACUGUAUGCUGGAAGACUGUUAUUUUUAUAUCUUAUUUUUAAAAAGCGAAUUAUUUUUCAUAUUUUUAUUCUUAAUAAUUUAAUAGAACACACAGAGUACAGGGUUGCUGUGGUUCUCAGUCUGCCAUCCUGUUCAUUUUAUGUCAUGUCUGUAACCAACUUGCUGAUGUUUCCAUGUGUAACACAUUACAUAAUCCAUUUUAUUUAGUGAUGUCUGCAACCUACUCUCUGAUGUGACCACAUGGAAUAUGAAAGCACUGGACCUAUAUCUUUUAGUAUAAUAACCUAUUCUCCAAUAUAUUAUCUUCUGGAGCACAACAUCAUAAGAUCUCUUCCUCAUAGUAAGGUCCAUAUUGUACUUGUGCUGUAUGUUACCACAUGUAACAGGGCAGCACUGGAUUAUCUGUAAACCACACAAACCACUUCAACUGUAGCAUGUGUCAGUAUUCCCCCCAUGUCCAUUGCUGGUCUUCUGAAAACCAUUAAAAACAGUGUCUAAUGAAAAAAUCUACAAAAUGUACAUGUACAUCUGCCCUAUCUCUGCAGAUUUCACUCCUACACAAGCCGUGCGCCAGCACCCACCCACCCACAGCCUAGCUGUAGUCUGUCCCAUCUCUCACAGUGGCAUGUAUGCUAGUUUGCCUGAUCCUGCGAGUUUGGCAGCGCUAAUGCACUGCGGUUGGGUGAUAGCCUAUAGAAAGACUAUGCUCAGAUGCUAAGACAGCUGUUUUCAGUUCAGAAGACCUUGUUCAUUUUGGAAAUUUGGGGUGAAAUGUAAUUGGAAAAUCAAUUUUUUUUGUUUAAUGAAAACUAUAAAGCAUAACCAAUAAACAAAUUUAAAAAACUGCUAACAUCA